Molecule: messenger RNA, 807 nt
Organism: Cryptomeria japonica (Japanese cedar)
Lineage: Eukaryota; Viridiplantae; Streptophyta; Pinopsida; Cupressales; Cupressaceae
Exons: 2
Coding region: 1-807 (268 amino acids)
Source: RefSeq, a predicted model, not a curated record
AUGGAGAUCAGUAAAGGAUUAGGAGAAAAUAUUGCAGGACCAUUGCUGCAAUUGGGACCUCCCGCAAUGCCUAAUCAAAUUCAAGAAAUCAGUCAAGCCUUGGCUCACCAAACGCCUAUCAUGAACCCGAUCCCACAAUUGGUAUAUCAGCCCCAACAACCUACAAAUCAGUUGGUGCUUCAUCCCGGACCACCUAUAUCUCAAAUCCCUCCUAAACAACCCGUAUAUCUGGUAAAUAUUGUAGUAUCUUCUAGAACUCAGGAGGAGAAAGAUGAAAUGCGGGAGUUGACUAAUCAAAUGAAGAAGCUUUCCUCUGAAGUUACUUAUCUGCGAAAUCAGAAUAAUCAAUUGCAGAAUAACCAGAGGAAUCAGCAACAAGAGGCAGCUCUAUCCCAUUGGUGCAGGUUACAUAAUACCAACCAACACUCAGAGCUGCAAUGUGACGAAUUUCAGGUGGCAGCUAAUAUAUUCCAACGAGAGGUUGAGAACACAGUAUCUCAACCAGCACUUCCUCCCACCGGAUUUGAGAUAGUUCCAUCACCAAGGUAUGAUACAGCACUUGUCCUAGAAACCUAUAUUCCCCCCUUUUUCUUCCCUAAUCAGGACGAAAAUGAGGUGGCAGACCCAAACCAGCCCGCAGAUGUAAAUGCUUUUCAGCAGUACCAACGCGGCAACCAAGGGUAUUACAACAAUAAUAACCAGAACAGCAAUAAUGGCCCCUAUACUACUUCCACGCCAAAGGAUAUUCAAGUUCCCCCAGAUCAGAAUGCCAAUAAUAACCCAAGUUAUCCCAAGGCACCACAGUAG